CGUCACACAGGACGAUGAAGUGGUUAGCUGGCGAUGUGGCGAGUAUGAGAAGAUAAGUUACAGCAGGUUGGUUGGCAGCGGUUGUCGCAUUCUCGGAGGAGGACAACGCAAACGAGGGAAUUAAAGUGUCUUAUGAGGACACACAGCUAACUGGAAUACCUGUGUUGAUAUCAUUUGGGAUAUAGCGGAGUGCGAAACAGACGAGGGCAGCCCCGCGAGGGCAAGUGUGUGCUGCUGUGGCGGUCCUGCUAGCGAAAGAUGAACAAGAACCACCGAGUGCCGAGCAACCGAACUCUGAGCGCCGUGGAGGUGAAGAGCAAGUUUGGGGCCGAAUUCCGUCGGUUCUCCCUGGACCGGUCGAAGCCGGGUCGGUUCGACGAGUUCUAUGGACUCCUGCAGCACGUGCACCGGAUCCCCAACGUGGACCUGCUGGUGGGUUACGCCGACGUCCAAGGCGACCUGUUGCCAAUCAACAACGAUGACAACUACCACAAGGCCAUCUCUGUGGCUAGCCCGCUGCUACGGCUCUUCCUGCAGAGGAAAGAGGAAGCAGACUACUCUGCGUUUGGUACGGACUCUCUGACCCGUCCUAAGAAGACGGUCCUAGCGGCCGUGUUGCUGCGGCCUGAUGCCAACCGGAAGAAGCCCCCUGUGAUCAUUAGCCUGCCCAGGGACUUCAGGCCCGUCUCCUCCAUCAUCGACGUGGACAUCCUCCCUGAGACACACCGCCGGGUGCGCCUCUACAAGCACGGCCAGGAGAAACCGCUGGGCUUCUACAUCCGCGACGGCUCCAGCGUCCGGGUCACGCCCCAGGGCCUGGAGAAGGUGCCUGGGAUCUUCAUCUCCCGCAUGGUGCCUGGGGGCCUGGCUGAGAGCACAGGCCUGCUGGCCGUCAACGACGAGGUGCUUGAGGUCAAUGGUAUCGAGGUGCAAGGCAAGUCUCUGGACCAGGUGACUGACAUGAUGAUCGCCAACAGCCACAACCUCAUUGUGACGGUGAAGCCAGCCAACCAGCGCAACAACAUCAUACGGAGCAGUGGCGGAGGGGGUGGGGUGGCUUCCGGGAGCUCGGGUCGCUCUUCCGACAGCGGCGCCAGUUUCUACGGCUAUUUCACCCCGGGCGCUGCCAUAGCGACGACCCCGGCACACAUCAUGCAGAACUUCCAUCCAGAGGAGCUGGAGAGUGAUGAGGAUGAUGAGGACCUGGUGAUAGAGGCAGACGGGGAGGCCGUGCCCAUCCCACGGGCAGCCUUGGCCAGCUGCAGCAUGCCCUCACUGCCCCGCUACGAGCCCCAUCUGAACCUCCGCACCACGGCCAACGGAGCCCUGGCCUCCAGCAACAGCACCGGUUCACUGAGCACGGUCAGCACGCCCGAUAGGGGCCUAGAGGGAAGGAGCUUAGAGGAGGACGGCACAGUCAUCACGCUGUAGACGCAUACACCCUUCAUACUUGCACAAUAAUUACGGCACACACACAUUCAUACAGUGAGGGGAAAAAAGUAUUUGAUCCCCUGCUGAUUUUGUACGUUUGCCCAC
Coregonus clupeaformis (lake whitefish) is the source of this 1536-nucleotide messenger RNA. Its product is annotated as partitioning defective 6 homolog beta-like. The coding region runs from base 259 to 1431 and encodes 390 amino acids. Gene Ontology annotation, cellular component: nucleus; cell cortex; apical plasma membrane. Gene Ontology annotation, biological process: regulation of cellular localization; centrosome cycle; establishment or maintenance of cell polarity. Lineage: Eukaryota; Metazoa; Chordata; Actinopteri; Salmoniformes; Salmonidae. The record is from RefSeq and is a predicted model, not a curated record. The transcript is spliced from 3 exons. Gene Ontology annotation, molecular function: protein kinase C binding.